Linum tenue is the source of this 4123-nucleotide messenger RNA. The record is from the annotation of a GenBank genome assembly. NCBI's taxonomy places the organism in Eukaryota, Viridiplantae, Streptophyta, Magnoliopsida, Malpighiales, Linaceae.
CUUCUCUCUCAUCUUUGUUGUGCUCGGCGUCACAUUAAAACCCUAAUUGCGCGUAUUUCGUUUUCGUAGCCUUUUCCCCCCUUUUUCUUCUCUAGGGAUUCGUUUUCGCGCUCUUCGUUUCUUCUACGCCCGACGUAAGCCCUAGCCAAGCAGCGAGUUUCCAAUCCCCAUGGCGGCGCCGGUGGGCCGAGACCGGGAAGAGAACCAGCCGUACGACGACGGAGGGGGAUACGGCAAGUUCAGGAAGCGUCCCUUCCGCCGGAGUCAGGCGGCCACUCCAUACGAUCGCCCUUCAACCGCAAUUCGCAACUCUGGCCUCCAAACCGCCAACACCAGCGGCAAUGGCUGGUUUUCGAAACUGGUGGAUCCGGCGCAGAGGCUCAUUGCCUCCGGUGCUCAUAGGCUCUUUGCAUCUCUCCUCCGCAAGCGCCUUCCUCCUCCUCCACCGACGCAGCCGCCGGAGCCAGAAGCAGAGCGGUUCUUGAAGCAGAAGCGACUGGAAGCAAUUUCCAAGGGCAAGCAAGUCGAAACAGUACCCAUGCUUUCCUCGAAGGCCCCUGUAUACUCACAGGGAGAACCUAGCCAUAUGCAUGAUCGCCCUAGCAGUUCAGUUGGAGGUGCAGUUACUGAUUUGGAGUCGAUGCUGCAGCAGAAAAAAUUUACCAGGAAUGAGAUUGAUCGAUUGACUGCUCUCCUGCAGUCAAGGGUUGUUGACUUGCCUGUGGAAAAUGAGAAGUCUGAACUUGUUCCUCCAAAUUCAUUUCUUUUGCGUGACAAGGAGUUUCCCGGUACUCCAGUGAAAGACAAUGGGAUUGGGAACCACCUCACCUCCACCCCACAUGUCCUCGAACAAGAUGUUGCUUCACCUGCAGAGCUUGCAAAAGCUUACAUGGGCAGCAGGCCUUCAAAAGUAUCUCCGUCAAUGUUAAAUUUGACCAAUCAACCUUGGAAGGAUGAUUCAGCUCCGCAGGUCAGUCAGAUCUUCCGGUCGAAAGGGCCAACCACACCAGCCAUUUACAGGUCUUCUGGCAAAGUUGGAUUGAUAGAGAAUGGUUUCAUGACACCAAGAUCUCGAGGCAGAUCGGCUAUUUACAGCAUGGCUAGAACACCGUAUGCUAGAACACAGUCAAUCAAGACUUUAAAAAGGAGGAGUUCUGUCCUGGAGAGCGAUAUUGGGUCUGCUAGUUCUAUACGUAGAAUUCGUCAGAAGUCAAAUCUAAUGUCUGCCGGAGCUCUCUCAGUUCGUGGAACUCGUUUAAAAUCAGACCAAGAGGGACACCUGGCCCUGACCUCAAAGACUGUUACCAAAGAUGAACCUUCCAAGGAAAAUGGUGAUCACAGCAUUCAGAAUUCAGGAUUCCCCCCCGUCUCUUCUAAAUCAAGUGAUAUGGCUUCAAAGAUACUCCAGCAACUAGAUGUGUUGGUCUCAUCAAGGGAAAAAUCACCAGCUAAGUUGUCGCCAUCCAUGCUACGUGGGCAAGCACUUAGAAGCCUAGAGAAAAUAGAUUCUUCAAAGUUUUUGGAGACUGCUCAGAAUAGUACUCUGAGCAAUGCAAGGAAUGGUAGUGUGUUAGAUGCUGAACGAUCUAUACCUGAAAAGGACAAAAUUGAACAAAAUGGUCCAAACACGUUAGACAUUGAUGGUGGCAAGUUGGUUGCAAGCAAAAUUGUGGAGAAACCCAACUCAUUUGAUACUGGAGUGGUCAAUGCAGGAAUAAACUUUUCUGCUCACCCUGCUCAUAAAAAAAAGCCGGGUUUCCGUAUGAGUGCGGAUGAGGAUUUCCUGGAUAUUGAUGAUGAUGACAGUGCUGGGAAUACUUCUACGUUGUGGGGGACGGGUGAUAUGAAGCUUAUUUCUAGCUCUGAUGAGAAUAAAGCUGUCGAAGCCGCUGUGGUGGACAAGACUCCAGCUCUUUUGGGAGAAAAUCCCUUGCCAAGUUCUACACUGAGCAAGAAAGACACUGCAACUCAUAAUGGGCCAACAAGUGUAGGUACUAGCAAUACUUUUGCAUUUGCAGCACCUUCAUCCACAGAGGCUGUGAAGCAGGCUGCCGUCCCAAGUCGAUCAGCUGCUGUUUCUGACGACGCUGCCAUUGAAAUAUUUAGCUCUGGGGGGAAAACUUCAUUGCAAACUGAGUUAAAUGGUGCCACUGGGAAAGUUUCAUUGUUUUCUUCUGUGUCUCCUUUGACUGCUGUGAACAAUGGAUUCAGCAACAAAUUUGGUGCUUCUUCAGCCUCCCAAUCGGUUAGCUCGCAGAGGGUCUUACCUGUAGCUGCUCUAGCUGAUCCUGUGGCAAAACAACCAGAUGUAGAUAACGAUGCAGACACAAAUAAAGCUGGUGUGUCUUUUAAUACGAGCGGAACUCCACUUUCAUCUGUCUUGGCUUCGUCGCCAGCGGUAGGCAUGUUCUCGUUUGGGUCAGGUCUACAAAAUGGAACUCUCCCAGGUUCAUCAACUGGUCUUAAUAUAUCCAGUAGCUCCCUUUCGGCCGUUCUUAAUGGCAGCAUUGGCACAGACAUAUCUGUGAAUGCUGUGAACUCUGGUAGUACUGGCAAUUCAGCAUCAGAGGCAAACCCACCCUUGAGUUCGUCUGUUUUCAAAUUUGGGUCACCUGCCACUUCAAGUUCAGUUUCUUUUGCUAGUGCUUGUGGUGGCAUUGGUCGAAGCAAAACAGAGACUAGCUAUGGGAGUAUUGCCGGUGUUCCUUUUGGUGAUUCUAAGCCUGCCGUUGCCAGCACUGGAAGUGGCCUUUUUGGCGUUGCCCCGUCCAUAGUUGCUGGGAGUACUACAAGCAGCAGCCCUUCUAAUGAUAUUUCAGCUACCUCCGCUAAAAGUACCUUAGUUAGUAGUCCAUUUGGCGGCCCAAGCGCAAGCGCUGGAAGCACCCUUGUUGGUGCUACUGCUGCUUCUGGUGCAGUUACCAGCAACGGCUCUCUUGGUGACUCUACUCCUACAGGUAAAAGCCCAGGAAGCAGCAUUUUCGGUACUGCUACCAGUGCCAACACUGGGAAUAGCCUCUUUAGUGCAGUAGCUCCGAGUACAACUGGAAGCAGCUUUUUUAGUUUCAGUUCCAAGUCAACUUCACCAGGCCCUGCUAGUGAGGCCCAAGUUUUGAAUAAUCCAGGUAGCACUCAGGUAGCUGCAACUGGCUUUGCUACAUCAACCCAGAGUACUCCUAGUCAGUUUGGUUCUUCCAUGUCGUCUCCUUUUGGGUUGAAUUCAACUACAGCUCCUGCAACUGCUGCUGCUGCUGGUAGUUCGAUUUUUGGUUCGUCAUCAAUAUCUAAUCCAUUCAGUUCUGGAACUUCUUUUGGAGCGACUUCUUCCACUCCGUCUUCAGAUCCAAAUAAGUCUGUUAGCUCGAGUGCGAGCACUUCAUCUCCGCUUUUUGGUUCGAGCUGGUCAACAACACCUGUAUUUGGUAGUGGAUCCAGCUCAUCGGCUUCAUCGAGUGGGUUUGUCUUUGGAGCAUUGUCGUCGAGUGGUGCUUCUACUGCUGGUGCCACUGCAUUUGGAUCGUCCAAUAAUGCUACAUCAUCUAGCUCCCCGUUCUCUUUUAGUGCGCCAGCAGCAAAUCCUGCGCCUACUCCAACUGUGUUUGGUAACCCUACUAUAACUCCAUCUUUUGCAUUUGCUUCAACCCCAUCAUUCGGCUCAACUCAACCAUCGGUUAACAAUGAUCAAAUGGGGAUGGAGGACAGCAUGGCAGAAGACUCAGUCCAGGCAAACACACCAUCUAUCCCCUUGUUCGGUCAGCAGACUACCACACCCCCAUCGUCAGGCUUUAUAUUUGGUUCUGCAGCACCGCCAACCAGCGGAAAUCCUCUUUUCGGUUCUACUGCUCCUCCAUCUGCAGGAAACCCUCUGUUUGGUUCUACUGCAGCGGGAACCCCCCAGUUUGGUUCUACUGCUCCAGGAACCCCUCAGUUUGGUUCUGCAGCAGCAUCCCCUGGGAUUCCGUUUCAAUUCGGUGGUCAACCGAGUAUGUCAGCAGCUCCACAAGCUGCUUCUCCAUUUCAGGCCAGUAACAGUCUGGAGUGUGCAGGCAGCUUCUCAUUAGGUACCGGUGACAAGAGCAACAGGAGAAUCGUGAAAGUGAGGAAAAGCUCGCGGAAGAAGUGA